UAAAAUCAUUUGAUCGUAUAUUCAGGAUGUUGAUUGGUCCAAUUUAAAAUUAAACGGCAACGGCCAACUGUAAACUCCGAACGACUCAACGUCCCAAAACAAAAGGACACGAUAAACUGUGUAGUCGAGAACUGUCUGAUCAUAGAGUAGUACCAUCAGUUCCAUGUGAGUUCAGAGUCGUGACUCGCGUUCCUACUAGGCUAAUGGCAUUAUGGCAAAUGGAUGUGUACAGCGGUACAGUAAAAUUCAUUCGGCUUUAGGAUUUGACGUACGUAUUCCAGAUUCGGCUGAUCUCUUUUCCAUGUUCUAAAUUUAAAUUUAAAACUAUUAUCUGAAGACCGUUUUUUCCUGAAAUAAAAUAUUGUCCAGUGAAAUUGUUCGUCGAGACUUAAAAUUUCUUCUUAUUAUAUGGUCGAUUGUCCUGAAGCUGAGCCAAAACCUAUAUUAUAAUAACUUAAACAAAUUAUUAGCGCACCACUUCGUUACCGUUUUAUGUUUAAAAUAUGAAAUCUUCACGUUCCACAUCUUCUAAAAACCCCAGUAGAUUCGCAAGAAGGUUAAUGUCCGAAUCGUCGGACGAUAGCGACGAAAAAGGAUCAUCAAAUGCACAGAUGGAUAGUGCUCGGGCAGAGAAAGCGUUUGCUCGUCACAGACGACAAACACCCACUCCAAACAGUUCAAAUGUUACAGACGAUUCUGUUUGUGUUAAACCUGACAGAACAUUAUUCAGAUUGUCCGAUACUGAUUCGGAAGUAACACGUGGAAGUAGCAGAGUUGAUAAAAAGCAAUCUUCUAAGUAUCAUGAUAAAACUACUUCUCCUGAUACUUCAGUAAAUGAAUCAAUUUUCAAACCUAUAAAAAGAAAUUUGGCCAAGUAUCGAAAUAUAUUACUAUCAAGCGAUGACGAACAAUCAAAAUAUAGUAGUUGUGAUGAAUCAGGCGACAACUCUAUGUCUAAAAAAAGUCCAUCUUUAAUAGAAUCUGAUGAAAGUGGUGAAGAAGUUUUACUUGAAGAAUACAUGGAUAAACCUACCGGGACAACAAAUAUUGUGGCUAAUGAAUCUUUUAAACUUCAAGGAAAGUUUAAAACCAAACAAAGUUUAAUUUUAAACUCUAGUAAUGAAACGGUGACAAAGAGUGUUAUUUUUGAUGAAACUAAUUUGAAGUCGGAGUCAGAUUCAGAUAUUAUAAAUUCACCACAAUAUCAACAAUUCAAAAUACCGAAAAAAGUUAGUCAUGAAGAAUCUGAAAUUGAAUCAAAAUUAGAUGAUUUAUCUAUAAUUGAACCUAGUGAUUCUGAUACUGAUGUUUCUGCGCAUCAUAAAUCAACUGUUACAUCUUCUAAACAAAACCGACCAUUUAUUGAUGACUUGAAAUUUUCAAACACUAUCUAUUCGUUACAUGAUCCAAUAUCUCAGAGUAGUAUUUUAGAAUAUCCAAAUUCUAAAGAAGUUAUUAUAGAACAGCCAUCAAAUAUUAAUAAAAAUGAGAAAAUUAUUGAAACGAUUGAUUUGGUUGGUGACAGCCCAAAAACCUCUAAAUUACAUUUUCCGAAACAACCUAAUGUAACAAUUGAUUUGACUGAAGAAAAGGUAGAUGAAAAAUCUUCCAUAUCUUCAAAAGAUAUUUCAGUUGCCAAUACAAAAAAAAUGACUAAUGGGGAUUUUCAAUCUCUGAAAAUGGAAAAACUAAGAUUAGAAGAAAUUCUAAGUCGAUAUACAAAAAAUAUCGCUAACAUGAAACACACUAUGCAAAUAACAAAUUUAAAUUUAUUGCCUGACGGUGGUUAUAAAUUAAAAAGGGCUAUUGUAAAAGAAGAAAGUGCAUUUACAGAUACAAAAAUACAACUAAAUAAUGUACUCAAAAAAAUGGAAGAUUACCCAGAUGAAUUAAAAAUGUCUUCAAAACCUCACUCGUAUCAAUUACAAACAUUAAAUAUUAAUAGUGCAUUGACUAAAAAGGCGGCCGGUAAUAUCGACAUUAAUGCCAUGGGUGACAAAGCUUUGAGUACUUAUCGCACACAGCAAACUUUGACUUUAGACGUACUUAAUAGUUUACACAAAUCAUUAGAAACUUGCCCAACUUCCAAUAUUUUAGCCGAUGACCCACAAAAACUUAAAGUGGAACUUAUGCCCCACCAAAAACAUGCUAUAGCGUGGCUGAUGUGGAGAGAGAGUCAAAAACCACACGGGGGUAUUUUAGCUGAUGAUAUGGGCUUAGGAAAGACUUUAUCAAUGAUUUCUCUAAUUCUUAAAGCUUAUGAAGCUGAAAAAGAUUCUGACGAAGACUCUGAAACGGAUGAUUCUGACGAAGACUCAAAUCUAAAUUCUUUUAAAGGUGGAACUCUUAUCAUAUGCCCAUCGUCAUUAAUCAGCCAAUGGGAAAAUGAAGUCAAAUCUAAAGUAAAGCCAAGAGUUUUAGAUGUACUUAAAUAUUAUGGACCAAAUAGAGAAUCUUCUGCUAGACGAUUGGCUAAAAAACAUAUAGUCUUGACUACAUAUCAUACGGUCAUGUGGGACCAAAAAAAUCAUAACAAGACAAGCCCACUGUAUAAUAUUAAAUGGUGCAGAAUAAUUCUCGAUGAAGCCCAUACAAUUAGAAAUCAUAAAAGUCAAACGUCUGUAGCAGUAAGUUCACUUUCUGGUGUUAAUCGAUGGGCAUUAACUGGCACUCCGAUCCAUAAUAAAGAAGCUGAUUUUUAUGCACUGUUAAAAUUCAUUAAGUGUCGCCCCUUCGAUGAUUGGGCAGUAUGGAAACGUUGGGUAGGUAAUAAUGAUGAAGCUGGUAAAAACAGACUUUCUUUAUUAACUAAGACACUUAUGUUGAGACGAACAAAAGUUCAGCUACAAAAAACAACAACAUUUAAUUUACCAGAAAAAACAUUUCACACCAUCAAAGUUGAAUUAUUUAAAGAAGAAAAAGAAGCAUAUGAAAAAGUGUUACAUUUCUCGAGUUCACUGUUUGCUACAUAUCUCUACGAAAAAGCCGACAAAGAAAAUGCUAUUGCAAGUGGCUUUCCAGUUAAACACAAAGCUAAAUAUUUAACUCAAAAUAGUGACAAUGUUUUUAAAGACCAUCCUGAGCUGGACAAAUUAUUUAAGCAAUUAGUAAAUAACAAAAACAUUCAAACCCAUCAUAUCUUAGUUUUAAUACUACGAUUAAGACAACUUUGUUGUCAUCCUUGUUUGUUGAAAAAUAUGUUGGAAGAUGAAUGUCUGAAGACUGAUGGCAUACAAGAUAAAGGAGAUUUAGAUAUAAUAGACAAAAUGAGUCGAAUGUCUAUUUGCAUUCCAAAUGUUGAAGCUGAUACUGUUGAAAAUAAUAAUGCAAUUUUUAAUGAAAAAUGGAUUAGUUCUAAGAUUAAAGCUGUCUGUGAUAUGGUGAAUGAAAAAGUAUUGCAUACUGAUGAUAAGGCUGUAAUUGUGUCUCAGUGGCCAAGCGUGUUACACCUUGUGAACAAACAAUUAUCUCAGUAUAACGUUAAAACUGAGAUAUUCAGUGGAGCUGUUCCUGUUCUACAUAGGAAUAACAUAAUUAGUGAAUUCAACAAAGUCAAAGGCGGACCUAAAAUUUUACUUUUGUCACUAACUGCCGGUGGUGUUGGCCUCAAUUUAGUAGUUGCCAACCACUUGUUUCUAGUGGAUAUCCACUGGAAUCCACAACUUGAAGCACAAGCAUGUGAUCGCAUUUAUAGAGUAGGACAACAAAAACCAGUCAAUGUAUACAAGUUUCUUUGUGAUAAUACUAUUGAAACAUCAAUUCAAAAAAUUCAAACACAGAAGCUUGAAAUUGCUAGUACUGUUUUUGGUGGCUCUAGAAAUGUUGAAGGUACUAAGAUAACUUUAGAUGACCUCAAACAAAUAUUUAAUAUGAACCCUAAUAAAGUCAAUCCUUAAAUUUGUUAAAUUUGUUCAUACUUUUAUACUUAGUUUUAACGACUCAAAUCAUUUUAAACUGUAUACAUAAUUCAUAAUUUAUGAUUUAUUUUAAUUAUUACUUUGGAAACAAAUGUGCUAAUAUUUUG
Molecule: messenger RNA, 4024 nt
Organism: Myzus persicae (green peach aphid)
Lineage: Eukaryota; Metazoa; Arthropoda; Insecta; Hemiptera; Aphididae
Gene: lds
Product: transcription termination factor 2
Exons: 16
Coding region: 504-3896 (1130 amino acids)
Molecular function (GO): ATP-dependent chromatin remodeler activity; ATP binding
Source: RefSeq, a predicted model, not a curated record